Oikopleura dioica is the source of this 4749-nucleotide messenger RNA. NCBI's taxonomy places the organism in Eukaryota, Metazoa, Chordata, Appendicularia, Copelata, Oikopleuridae. The record is from the annotation of a GenBank genome assembly.
AUGAAGCUGUUUUGGUUGUUUUCAGCCAUUUUCAUCCCUCAAAAUGCUUCUGAAAAACACGGAUGCGAAGAAAAACCGCUCAAAUCGGGCAAAAUCGAGCUUGAUUGUUCCCGUCGAGGAUUCUCCGACUUUCCCGAAAUCUCCCGAAACGAAGCCCAGAACAUUGAACGACUGGAUCUUCGAGGCAACAACCUGACGAACAUCUACCGAGAAGCUCUGCGCUACUUCGUCAAUCUCAAAGUUCUGAAUGUCGGGCAGAAUCAAAUCGACCACAUCGACCAGCAAUCCUUCGAAAAGACUAAAAAACUAACUCGACUGUACCUGGACGACAAUGAUCUCACCCGGCUUCCGUCGAAGCUGUUGCACCAACUCAAGCGUCUUCAAAAAUUGGAUAUUUCCAACAACGGCCUUUUAUCCUUAAACAAACGGCAAUUUCGUCGCUCCAAAAAGCUCAAGACCAUCCAUUUGACCGGCAACAAGCUCUCUUGCCUCGACGAAAACUUGUUCAACUCCUGCCGACGAUUGCGAGAGCUCCAUUUGAAAGAAAACAUGAUCAGUUUCUUCCAGCCAGGGAUCUUCGACAAGCUGAAAAAGCUGAAAGUGCUGAGCGUGGAGAAAUUACCGCUUUACUGCGACUGCCAAAUCAGCUACUUCAUCAGCUACUUGGACAGUAAAAGGAGAUCAGAUGAAAUCGCCCCUUACACGACUUGCUCCGGCGGGCGCCUCAAAGAUGGCGACUUGUCGAUGCAUGAGCUUAUCCGGGACUUGGACCCGAGCCGACUUUACUGCCCGACUUCGUACGAUGUACCGGACUUGCGAAAAUGCCCGGAAGAACCAACUUGCCCCGCAGAGUGCACUUGCAAAGAAGCAACUUCGGAUACAAUCCAUAUGAAUUGCCGAGACAAGCGACUGCAAAAAGUUCCAAAGCACGGGCCUGAAAACGUCGUCAACCUGAUUCUUGAAGACAACGAGCUAACUGAACUCCGCGCCCGCGAGUUCACCCAAUAUCGUCGAAUCCAGGGACUCGAUCUUUCAAAGAACAAAAUCGAAACAAUCGACGAGAAAGCGUUCGAUGGCCUGGUGAACCUGCAAAAACUGUAUUUGUACGAGAAUCAAUUAACGAGUAUUGGCCCGGGCACCCUCAACGGGCUCAGAGGGCUACAGACGAUCAUGAUGAACAGUAAUAAGCUAAAGUGCUUACCAGCUGAUUUGCUCAACGAUCAGCGCGGCUCAUUAAUAAUUGCUCUUCACAACAACGAGUUAACAACGCUGCCAAAUGGUUUCUUUAGCUCGAAUAAGAAGAUUCAAACCCUGAUGCUGUUUGACAACCCAUGGAACUGCGAUUGUCAGCUGAAAUGGCUUGCUGACUACUUUGAUUCUUCUCGAACCCGAGCUCAGCGGGCCAAAUGCGCUGGACCAGGAAAUAAAGCCGGAACUCUUCUGCAAAAUCUCAAUAAGUCCGACUUGAAAUGUUCUCGCUACGAAGAAAGAACAGUUUCCACAUGCGACGUGAAGUGCCCUCGGGGCUGUUCCUGCGACGCACGCUCCGGCCAAGUCCGAUGCGUUGGUCAAAACUGGAGCAGUGUCAAUUUCCCUUUCCCCAGCUUCAUGACAUCUUUGGAUCUUUCAAACAACCGUCUGAGAGAAUUGCCAAAGAGUCUUUCCAGAUAUUCUCUGAAAGAACUGAUCUUGAAAAACAAUCAGCUGGAACUGACCGUCGAUAUGUUCAAGGACUUCAAAAUGCUGGAAAUCCUCAAGCUUGAUUCAAACGCCAUCAAUGCUUUGCCUCAAUUCGCUUUCUCCGGGCUCUCGAAUCUCAAAGAACUGUCGCUCCGAGAGAACCAGAUCUCCUGCAUCGCCAAUGAUACCUUCAUGCCUUUCGAUCUCGAAAAGCUCUCCCGCCUCGACCUCUUCCAAAACAAUCUUCAAGAAAUCGGCGACGGAACGCUCCAGCAAUUCAAAAACUUGGAAUACUUCAACAUCAUGAAAAACCCAGUCAACUGCAAUUGCCUCUUCCAAAGCACCGCGAAAUAUAUGCAAAGCGUCAAGAAUCAAAUUGCGCUGGGCUUCCCGAAGUGUAACGAGCCACAGUAUUUGCAAGGAUAUUAUAUUUUGGAUAUUCCACUUAGCGACUUGAAAUGUGCGCAAGGCGAGACGGACCAUGUUAAAUGUCAGACUGGAUCGAAGUGCCCUCGAAAAUGCCACUGCAACGAAAAAACCAAACUCGUCGACUGCUCCAACCGCCAACUCACCUCAAUCGAACUCGAAAUGAUUCCCACUGAUACCAAAGAACUUCUCCUCAAAAACAACCAAAUCGAGUCCCUCCCCGAGCUGCAAAAUUUCAAAGAACUAGUCCUCCUUGAUCUCAGUUCCAACCGCAUUCGAGGCAUUUCUCCGAACACCUUCUCCCUGCCAAAAUUGAAGUUUCUCAUGCUUGCUGGAAAUCGGAUCGGUUGUUUGAUCGAAAACUCGUUCGCUGGUCUGCCAAAUUUGAACAUGCUGACGUUGAACGAAAACAGAAUCAAGAGAAUCCCAGAGAGCGCGUUUCCUUCUUCUGUGCUCAACUCCAUCACUAGAAUUUCCCUGUCAGACAAUGAGCUCGACUGUGAUUGCAAACUGGAAUGGCUUGCCAGGUGGAUACAGCAGGCACAUACGGAGACGGGUGAAGCAACCUGUGCUAGUCCUGGACGACUCAAAGGCGCAACUUUGAUCGAUCGACAAAUUCCGCCAACGAUGAGGCAAUUCUGCGACAGUGACAACAACGAGGACCAAUGCAAUGUCUGCGCUUCCAAUCCUUGCAAAAACGAUGGCAAAUGCCUCAACUCUAGCUCCUCUCCUUUUUCCUUCCAAUGCAUUUGUCCAAAAGGUUUCAAGGGCAAUACAUGCGAACAAAGAGCUAUUGCUGAUCCUUGCGCUGACUCACCUUGCUUUAAUGGAAUCUGCCGCUCUGGUUUGAGCGAGGACGAGCCGCAAAACUACUGGUGCGAUUGCUUAACUGGCUUUGGUGGGCAACACUGCGAGGAAAAGAUCGACCUUUGUGCUACAAAAUCUUGUCCAGCUGAUUCUAUCGGUUGUGUAGAUUCGAUCAACGCGCCACAAUGCCUCUGUCCGGAAGGUAAACUUCUCUCCCUCGAUGGAUGCAAGCAUGAGGACAUGUGCAUCUCUCGAAAACCCUGCCGAAACGACGGUCGAUGCAUUCCAUCUCUUGGCGGCUACGAGUGCGAGUGCCCUCGAGGCUGGACAGGCAAAGACUGUGAUCGACCCCAAAGUCCAUGUCAAUCUUCCGAUGGCAGUCCUUGCUUCAAUGGUGGCGUUUGCCAAGUUACUCACUCUGCGCCUCUUUUCUCCUGCAACUGUCCGAGCAAUUUUACCGGGCAAUAUUGUGAGCUCGAGCGUCGAUACGAGGUCUACAUGAAUGACGGCACUCAACAAAUCCAGCGUGAUGAGAGAUGCAGAAAUGGUCAUUCAUUCGACAAGAAAACCGACAGCUGCAGAUGCUCCAAUGGUUUUUCUGGACAACAGUGCGAGAAUAUCGAAACCAUUUCUCUCUCUGAAAAAAGAAGCUACUCAAAGAUCGUUCUUCCGACUCCUGCGUUUUCUUCAAGCUCAAUCAUGCGCACAAGAUCAACCAUCAAUAUCACUUUGACCAUUCGCCCUGAAAGGAAAAGCGGAAUUAUUCUUUAUCUCGGCGACGGGGAGAAAAAUGACUUCAUCGCGGUAGAACUAAUUUCCGGAAUGAUCAGAGUUCGCCACGCAGAUGUAGCGCUCUUCCUCGAGAAAUCACUUGAAAUCGAUGUGGAGCAUCGCCUUGAAGUUUUCAUCAAUAGAACUGCUGUCAAAGUUAAACUCAACGAUCUGACCACCUCAGCGCUCAAGGCGAAACCGACCCAGAUCAUCGACCUUAUUUACUCCGGUGAUCUCUUCACUGGUGGUCUUUCUUCGACCCUCUUCGCCAAAGCACUCGCCGCAGGGCAUAUCACAAAGGAAUCAGGAAGCUUCUCCGGCUGCAUUGGUAAAAUCAGCGUCAACGAUAAAGCGAUGUACUUCACCGGGGCGGAGAAUUUGAAAAAUGUCGCCCUGGGCUGUACUUUCAGACCGAGCUGUGUGGACGGCGCCAGUUGUGAGCAUGGAACCUGUGUGAGCGCAGGGAACAGAAAAAGUUGCAAGUGUCAGUCUGGAUGGACAGGUCCCUUGUGCAGUGUCAAGAAAGACGAAUCCGAGUGCGAGGCAAACUGCGUCAACGGAAAAUGCAUCACGAUUCGAGGAGAAGAAACUUGCCAAUGCUCCAACGGAUACAGAUCCAAAAAGAAUAGAUACGGUCGCAAAAGUGGUAAAGAAUGCACGAUAAAAGACCCGUGUGUGGGCUACGAUUGUGGACAUGGAAGAUGUCAGAUCGGAAGGAGAAACAAGCCAGUUUGCAAAUGCCAGAGAAAUUACUCCGGAGAUCGAUGUGAAAUUCGGGAAAACAAUUGCAAGCUGAGAAAGCACUUUGGAAGCUAUUCUUACUCUGAAAGCAACAGUAUCUAUUGCAAAAUCGAGGGAAUCGAGAGAAACUGGUGUGAGGGACGAAGAAUCAAGCACAGUCGGAAACAACUCUGCCAUACUGGCUACGAAUGCGUGGAGCAAAGUGAAGAUCGAAUCCUCACACUCACUUGCAACGACGGUUCAACGAUCAUGAAGCCAGUUCCGUUCGUCAAAAGCUGCAGUUGUCGCCGCGCAACGCGCCAGAGCUCGUUUUUCCUCAGCUGA